Molecule: messenger RNA, 1090 nt
Organism: Phlebotomus papatasi
Lineage: Eukaryota; Metazoa; Arthropoda; Insecta; Diptera; Psychodidae
Exons: 2
Coding region: 185-916 (243 amino acids)
Source: RefSeq, a predicted model, not a curated record
AGAAAUUAAUUCUAAUUUCACAAUUUUAUGAAAUGACUUUUUAUUCUCAUUAAAUCUACUAUCUGAAAGAAAAAACUAAGCUUCUUGAAUUCUCAAAAAUUGAUAAGGUUAUUUACAACUACGAGGAAUAAUAACCAUAAAGGCUAGUACAAUAAAUUUAUCGAUUAAACAAUGUUAGUUAACAAUGGAGGAAGUACCACUUCUUUCUGUUCACGAUGAAAGACGCAAAAAGAAGGCUGAAGAGGUGCUUAAGAGUCUCAAAUUUCAUUCAGACAGCCUCAGUGAUGAUCUCUCAGACGAUUCUAAAUCCGACUGUAGUAAAUUGUCAGAUCCCUUCUCAGACAUGGAAGAGAAAAUCACCCCUCAAGACAACGGAAAGAGGAGAAUGACCAAAAUAGAAGCCGAUAUCAUGCUAAUGUCCAGUUUUACGCCUAAUUUCAUGUCAAUCCAGAGGGAAAUGCUAGAAAAAUUACCACCUGACUCUGCAAUUUGCGCAGAUUUUGCAACACAUCGCAAUUAUACGUAUUUAGACCGAAGGCAACCAAAGGAAUGUGAUGAACAAAUAAAGCUUAAAAUUCAGGAAAUGCUCACAUCGUGUGGGAUAAAAUCACCCGUAAUCAGUCGUGCUUCGGAAUCGCCCGAUAAGCCAACAUCAACGGCUGCACCCUCACCUCUAGAUAUGUACAAUCAAAUGCAAGGGAAAUCCCCUUUGAGUGAUGCUGACAAUAAUUCCUUAUCAGCUGUCUGGCGGAUGUUAGAGGCACAAUCUGUGGAAAAUGGCUUUCCGGUCACACCUUUUGGUUAUAACGUUUUCGAGGACAAACGAUUGGAAUGGAUGACCAGAAGGGAUUCAUCGUGGAAUGACAGAGAACAAGUUAGGGAGAAAUGUGAGAACUGGUUAAAGAACAUAGAAUAAUAAAAAAAAAAUGGAAUCAGACCUAUUUAGAAAAAAAUAUUGGGGAUGAUGAUUACUACGGGGGGUCAUCGAAAAUCAGAAGUUGAUAUAUCUUACCGCUUGGGCUCCACGUAGAUGACAACUGGAAAUAUAUUUGGAUUCUCGCGUUCCUUUUAAUUUCGAGCAAAAGAGAAU